Messenger RNA from Rattus rattus (black rat), 998 nucleotides. It is a transcript of the gene Ankrd45, whose product is annotated as ankyrin repeat domain 45. The record is from RefSeq and is a predicted model, not a curated record. The coding region runs from base 227 to 970 and encodes 247 amino acids. The transcript has 5 exons. Gene Ontology annotation, molecular function: protein binding. NCBI's taxonomy places the organism in Eukaryota, Metazoa, Chordata, Mammalia, Rodentia, Muridae.
UACACUGUUGCUGUCUUCAGACACACCAGAAGAGGGCAUCAGAUCUCAUUACAGACGGUUGUGAGCCACCAUGUGGUUGCUGGGAAUUGAACUCAGGACCUCUGGAAGAGCAGUCGGGUGCUCUUAACCACUGAGCCAUCUCUCCAGCCCGGCCUUCAUUUUUCUCGAAAGGUGGCUCUCUCCACUGUGUGAGGAGAGCCAGGACGAAAAGGUAUUUUUGGAGUUAAUGGAGCCGGAAGAAGCUCUAGAAUCAGAGUGUUCAGAAAAGUCACUAUUUUCCUCACGGCAAGACUAUGAAGAAUCCCAAGAAGCAGAUGAAACAGGCCCUGAGAACCCCCUCCUGCAGCCGACUCUCACCGGGGACGUAGAAGGUUUACAGAAGAUUUUUGAGGAUCCCGAAAAUCCUCACCAUGAGAAUGCUGUGCAGCUGCUUUUGGAAGAAGACAUUGUUGGGAGAAAUCUGCUGUAUGCAGCUUGCAUGGCUGGCAAAAGUGAUGUAAUUAGAGCUUUGGCAAAGUAUGGGGUGAAUCUGAAUGAGAAAACUGCCAGAGGGUACACACUCUUACACUGCGCUGCAGCCUGGGGCCGCCUGGAAACUUUGAAGGCCCUGGUGGAACUGGAUGUUGAUAUAGAGGCUUUGAACUUCCGGGGAGAGAAAGCUCGAGACGUUGCUGCUCGCUAUUCUCAGGCCGAAUGUGUUCAUUUUCUGGACCGGGCAGAUGCAAGGCUGAUUCUGAAAAAAUUUAUUACAAAAUCCUCUCUCAUCGUUACUGACCCAGAAAAGACACCAGGGAAACUCUUCAAGGAAGAUAAGAAUGCCAUCCUCAACGCAUGCCGCAUGAAAAACGAGUGGUUGGAAAGCCACCCGGAGGCUUCCAUCAGUGAGCUUUUUGAGCAGAAACAACAACUGGAAGACAUUGUUUCCCCAAUCGUAGCAAAAAUGUCUACACCACGUAAGUUCUAUGUCUGAAUGUCAGGAAGUAGAAUUGUUAUGCUCA